This is a messenger RNA of Suncus etruscus (white-toothed pygmy shrew), 942 nucleotides long. Its product is annotated as putative olfactory receptor 2B8. Gene Ontology annotation, biological process: G protein-coupled receptor signaling pathway. Gene Ontology annotation, cellular component: membrane. Gene Ontology annotation, molecular function: G protein-coupled receptor activity; olfactory receptor activity. Bases 1 to 942 code for a protein of 313 amino acids. Lineage: Eukaryota; Metazoa; Chordata; Mammalia; Eulipotyphla; Soricidae. The record is from RefSeq and is a predicted model, not a curated record. The transcript is spliced from 2 exons.
AUGGACCAGAAAAAUGGAAGUGCUUUUACUGGGUUCAUCCUAUUGGGGUUUUGCGACAGGCCUCAAUUGGAACUAGUCCUUCUUGUGGUUAUUUUUUUCUUCUAUAUCUUUAUUUUGCUUGGAAACACAACUAUCAUUGCAUUGUCCUAUCUAGACCCUGUUCUCCAUACCCCAAUGUACUUUUUCCUCUCCAACCUAAGCUUCCUGGACAUAUGUUAUACCACCAGCACUGUCCCCCAGUUCCUGGUAAAUCUCAGUGGAGCUGACAAGUCUAUUUCCUUUGCUGGCUGUGUGGCUCAGUUGUUUGUGUCUCUAGGAUUGGGAUGCACCGAGUGUCUCCUUCUCGGAGUCAUGGCGUUUGACCGCUAUGCUGCUGUGUGUAGGCCCCUCCACUACACUGUCAUCAUGCACCCCCGUCUCUGCUCCCUGAUGGCUUCAGCUUCAUGGCUCAUUGGUUUUACCAACUCCUUAGUGCAGACUCUGCUCACUUUCCUUGUACCACUUUGUGGAAGAAACAAAUUAGACCACUUCUUUUGUGAGAUCCCUGCAUUGCUCAAGCUCGCCUGUGUUGACACCAGAAGUACAGAGUCUGAGAUGUUCUUUGCCAGUGUCAUUAUUCUUCUUGGACCCGUUUCAUUAAUCCUAUUUUCCUAUGGUCGCAUCGUGAGGGCCAUCUUGAGAAUCAAGUCAGCAGCCGGGCAGAGAAAAGCCUUUGGGACAUGUGGCUCCCACCUCAUCGUGGUAUCUUUAUUCUAUGGAACAGCCAUCUAUGCUUAUCUCCAGCCCAGCAACAACUACUCUCAGGACCGGGGCAAGUUCACAUCUCUCUUUUAUGGCGUUGUCACUCCCAUGAUGAAUCCCCUGAUCUAUACAUUGAGGAACAAGGAUGUGAAGGGAGCAAUGAGGAAAGUAAUGCCUAAAGUCUUUGGAUGUAAGAUCUGA